Messenger RNA from Sinocyclocheilus grahami, 5222 nucleotides. RefSeq names its product anoctamin 5b (gene ano5b). Gene Ontology annotation, molecular function: chloride channel activity; protein dimerization activity. The transcript is spliced from 20 exons. Gene Ontology annotation, biological process: chloride transmembrane transport. Gene Ontology annotation, cellular component: plasma membrane. The record is from RefSeq and is a predicted model, not a curated record. NCBI's taxonomy places the organism in Eukaryota, Metazoa, Chordata, Actinopteri, Cypriniformes, Cyprinidae. The coding region runs from base 395 to 3187 and encodes 930 amino acids.
AUCAAAAAUAUAUACCGUGUAGUAAUGUGAUUUAACAUAGACACAGGAAAUAAAGAGCGUGACCCCAGAGCCCGGUAAUAAUUUUCACGAAUUUUAUGUCAGUAUGCCGACGGAAAGCCACUCCCCUUUAAGACCUCAUCAUCAUCACCACCACAUCAGUUCGCCGCCGCCGCUGCUGCUGCUGCUCCUCUCCUCUAGGUCUAGGAGAAGAAAGCGAGCGAGGGAUUCACGGUUUAGCCGCUACAUUCUCCCUACCAACAUCCUAAAGCUUGAAGGCGGAAAUCCCGUUCGGCAGCCAAAAAAAAAAAAAAAAAAAAAGACAGAUUAAUCUGGUUGACAUACAGAUUCUUUUUUGUAAUUGUCCCGUGGGAGAAAAGAAACGCACGAAUUUAUCAUGAAGAGGUUAACGGGGAAGACGAAAGAAGCCACUUUGAUAGAAAUGUCCAACACGCUGGAUUCUCAGAUUGAAGAUGGCUGUGCCGUUCUGACAGGCUACCGGAGGACCUUUCAGGCAGGUAAUAAUGGCAGCAUUAACUCCAUCUCUGACCGAGGGACACAGCUGCCUGGUCACCGGGAGAUAGACAAGCUUGGACAGAACAGGGACUCCGUGUACUUCAGGGAUGGUGUACGGCGCAUCGAUUUUGUCCUGUCCUACGUUGACGACAAGGAUGGAGACAAGAAAGCGGAGAGAAGAAGAGAGUUUGAAGCUAACCUGGAGAAGGCUGGUCUUGAGCUGGAGACUGAAGAUAAAUCGGAGUCGGAUGACCGUAAGACGUAUUAUCUGAAGAUUCACGCUCCGUGGGAAGUGUUGGCCACCUAUGCUGAUGUGCUAAAGAUCAAAGUGCCCUUUAAAGCGAGUGAUAUUCCCAAAGCUCGAGAAGUUCCUCUGGAGUGGCUCACUCACCCUUUCCGGCUGCCAGACAACAUCAUGAGGCCAGAGCCGGACUACUUCACUGCACCUUUUGACAAGAGCAAGGUUGACUUCUUCCUCAUUGAUGAUAAGGACACAUUUUUUCCUCCCUCCACUCGCAACAGGAUCGUUUACUACAUCCUGACCCGCUGCCCUUACUACAAGGAAGACCGUAAAGAGAAAGAUAAGACGGGAAUUAACCGACUGCUGAACAAUGGCACCUACACCUCAGCAUAUCCCCUUCAUGAUUGCAAGUAUUGGAAGAAGGCACAAGACAUGCAGUGUGAGAGUGAGAGGUAUCAUCUGUACAAAUACUGGGCUCGAUUCCUCUGCUUCUACAAAGAGCAACCGCUCAAUCUGAUCAAGAAGUACUAUGGUGAGAAGAUUGGUAUCUACUUUGCCUGGCUGGGCUUUUACACAGAAAUGCUGUUUUUUGCUGCAGUCAUGGGAGUGAUCUGUUUUGUUUAUGGUGUGCUUAGUUACGAAGACAACAUCACAAGUAAGGAGAUCUGUGACCCAAAAAUCGGUGGGAUGAUUGUCAUGUGUCCACUCUGUGAUAAAAAGUGCAGCUACUGGAAACUCAACUCAACGUGUCUGUCCUCCUGGCAAUCCCAUCUAUUUGAUAACGAGGGGACUGUGUUCUUUGCCAUUUUCAUGGGUAUUUGGGUGACCCUGUUCCUGGAGUUCUGGAAGCGGCGGCAGGCCCGUCUGGAGUAUGAGUGGGACCUUGUGGACUUUGAGGAGGAACAGCAGCAACUACAGAUCCGGCCAGAAUAUGAGUUGAAAUGCACAGGCCGCAGACUCAACCGCAUCACGCAGGAAAUGGAGCCUUAUCUUCCUUUCCCCAGCAAGUGUGCCCGAUUCUGUCUGUCUGGAGCAACGGUUCUCUUUUGGACGUGUCUGAUAGUGGCCUGUAUAAUGGGAGUAAUCGCUUAUAGAUUGGCGGUUUAUGCAGCGUUCGCCAGCAUCAUGAAGGACAGUCCCACCAGUAAGAUCCAGCUGGUGGGAUCUCUCAUCACCCCUCAACUUGCCACCUCUGUCACAGCUUCCUGCAUCAACUUUGUCAUUAUCCUCAUUCUCAACUUCCUCUAUGAGCAUGUGGCCAUUUGGAUCACUGAUAUGGAGAUCCCCAAGACCCAUCUGGAGUAUGAGAACAAGCUGACCAUGAAGAUGUUUAUGUUCCAGUUUGUGAACUACUACUCUUCCUGUUUCUAUGUGGCCUUCUUUAAAGGGAAGUUUGUGGGUUAUCCGGGAAACUACACUUAUAUGUUUGGAAAGUGGAGCAAGCUGAGAAAUGAAGAGUGUGCCCCUGGGGGCUGUCUGAUUGAGCUAACCACACAGCUGCUUAUCGUCAUGGCUGGAAAACAAAUGGUUGGGAACGUCCAAGAGGCUCUGCUGCCACUUCUCAGAAACUGGUGGGGCAGCAGGAAAGGGCGAAGUCAUCCAGAAAGUACAUACAGUAGAUGGGAGCAGGACCACGAUCUACAGAACUUCAGCCAGUUUGGACUCUUCUAUGAGUAUCUGGAGAUGGUGAUCCAGUUUGGCUUCAUAACACUAUUCGUAGCCUCUUUUCCACUGGCCCCUCUACUCGCCCUCUUCAACAACAUCCUGGAGGUGCGAGUCGAUGCUUGGAAGUUUACUACACAGUUCAGAAGGCCAGUGGCAGCGAAGUCUCGCAACAUUGGAGCGUGGGAAGAGAUCCUUAAUGUGGUGGCCAUCUUGUCUGUGGUCACAAAUGCUUUCAUCAUGGCAUUCACCUCAGAUAUGAUUCCUCGCCUGGUCUAUCUGUACGCCUACCACCCAGGCGACGAGGCCACUAUGAGAGGUUACAUCACCAACAGCCUCUCCUUGUACAACAUCUCUCAGAUCCCUGAAUCUAACCUACCUGAAGCUGGAGAAAACCCCUCAUGGUUUAACAGCUCUACCAUCACAACAUGCAGUUAUCGGGACUACAGAUACCCACCUGGGCAUGAGAAGCAGUACACGCACAACAUGCAGUUCUGGCACAUCUUGGCUGCUAAACUAGCCUUCAUCAUCAUCAUGGAACACGUUGUGUUUGUGGUGAAAUUCUUCGUGGCGUGGCUGAUUCCAGAUGUGCCAACAGAAGUAAAGGCCCGUAUAAAGCGUGAACGCUUUCUGGUUCAGGAAUACCUGCACAAUUACGAAGUGGAGAAACUCAAGAUGCAGCUGAGCCAGAGUUUCUGCCUGUCCACAGAAACAGCCUCACUGCUGCCCUCUAGUCCAAGUAAACACCAGGUGCUUUCUGAAUGUAUUUGAAUAUCCCUGAACCCUCAGGACUACUCACAUGUACUAUACACCACAAAGCAUGGAGAAAUCGAAUCUUCGGGAAACCUUCAUACAUUUAUUGCAAAGAACUGCCUGCCCACAUCCAAGCAACUGCCAGAACUUUUAUAAAGGCCUACACGCCUAACAGUCUCUCUUCUGCUUGAGGUUUGUGGGAAAACAUUACCGCUUUCCUCUGUGUUUCUCUCUAAUGUCUGGAGUGCACUUACAUAACUGCACUUUUACAAAGGAGAAAGGCUUGGAGACAGAUCACAGAGAUUUCAGCGGCAAACCCUCUGGAAUGCGGCCUGCUGUUCCUCGGGUUGCCUUCGAAGCAAGCUGUUGUGAAUUCAACUUAUGGAUAAUCAUUUAUGACCAUUAAAAGACUGAACAUGUUUAGAAGGCAAUAAGCAUUUAUGUCUGUCCAGCUUGUUGCUGUAUUUUUUUUUUUAAGUAAUCUGCAUGUUUUACCCUGUAUGUCUGACUGAAAGAAGUACAUGUAGACAGUGUGUUGUCUUUUUUUUUUCUUUCCCCCAGACAUUUUUUGUGGCCAUGUGCGGUUUAACAGUUAACAGUUUUAACAGUUAAUAUGUUGUUGUCCAGUGGGUAUUUUCUCUUAUGAAACACACUGAUAGCUGAAUAACUAUCAAACAAUAUCAUCAUUUCUGUAGUGCUUACAUUAUCUUGUUUCACAUAAUAUUUAUAUUUUAUUGUUAUUUUUAAAUAAUGCUGUACCAUGUCACCCACACAUUUUGUUCUGUCAUAUUAAAAUAUAAGGAUUUUUUUUUUGUUACCAUUGUUGGUUUUCUUCAAAGAUGUAUUUAUUGCUUUAGAGUUAUUAUAUAACUGAUUUAUUAUCUGGUUGGAAGCAUUGAUCUUACCCGAUUAAGCUCUAGAAUGACGUGCUGUAUGUUUUCUGAUACUUAAAAAAUCAGAAACUCAAGCCUUUAUUCAUCACCUUGCUCUGCAAGAGUCGGUCAAGGUUUAUACGGACCACAUAUCUGAGGCUAAAUGAACAGUAGCACUCAUCUGUAAUCGUGACUAGGAGAACACUAGUUUUUUUCAUUAUGCUGUUUCUCUGUGACUUAAUUUCUGCACAAAUGCACUUGUGUAAACAGGAUUAGUUUGGAUCUUUGUGAUCAGUUCCCCAUGAAUCGGGGACUUCGAUAUUCACCCUGAUAACUUCAUUUGAUAUUACAGUACUGCUGGGACAAAUUAAUUCAGUGAAACACACUUUCAGAGAUUCCCAUACAUGUCAAGACCAAGAAAUUGCCUCUAAUGGUGUAUACAUGCAAAAGGACAAAUAAUAACAUCACGUGAAUAGAAGGAAUCAAGUGUCCUCUGCUGUAUUACUAACCUGGUGCAAGGAGAUUUGGUUCAAACCUUUUGAGCUGCCCCAUCAACAUUUCACAUGUUUGGUUAAUACUUUCUGUAUCACUGUUGACGAACACUAUGAACUCGGCGCCAAUCAUCUUCUAUAGGGACUCCUCCUGUUUGAAAUCAAGCAAAAGUGUUGAUAUUAUGUCCCAAGAGUCUGUCGGUUUUUAAAGUGUCUUAUCAAUUUAACUACACAUUUUGUGAACCAUACCUGUUCAUUUCAUUUCACAAAUGUUAUAAAUUCUCUACAUAUGUAUUUUUAGCCUGUCAAGGGAUUUUUACUGUGAUUCAUCAAUAUUUUAUGGAGAAUACAAAUACAGUUUACAGAAAUGUUCUGAAUAUUGUGUUGCUAUACUUGUAUACAAAGUUUAAUCCAAAACAAUGCUUACUAUAUGUAUCCUAAGUAUGUAUGUAUGUUACAGUCUAUUCAUGAUAAAAUAUUUUUAAAAGUUUUUCCACUUAGUUUAGGAUAUCUUUGUGUUCGGAUGAGAACAUGUCACACCUGCAUUUGCCUUAAUUGCUGUCAUGAUGUAUGUGUAUACUUUUUUUUUUGGUCGUCUUUAGUCUACAGAUGUUUGUAAAAGUUGCAUGAAACCGUGUGAAAAAAGUAAGUUUGUGAAUAGUCAUGAAUCAAUCUUAUAAAAGCGAGAAC